This is a messenger RNA of Parasteatoda tepidariorum (common house spider), 2773 nucleotides long. RefSeq names its product sodium-dependent serotonin transporter. NCBI's taxonomy places the organism in Eukaryota, Metazoa, Arthropoda, Arachnida, Araneae, Theridiidae. The record is from RefSeq and is a predicted model, not a curated record. Gene Ontology annotation, molecular function: serotonin:sodium:chloride symporter activity; serotonin binding. Gene Ontology annotation, biological process: amino acid transport; serotonin uptake; sodium ion transmembrane transport. Gene Ontology annotation, cellular component: plasma membrane; synapse; neuron projection.
AAAUCCUUUCCGGAAGAAUCAACAGAUGACGGAGGAGAAAAGCAGCCGCAAAAUCCCGCAUCCGCCCGGAACAAUAUUUGCGUUUUUAUUAAAAACUCUUAAAAAUUAGGAAAUUAUCAGAAUUACUUUUUAAAUUACAAAAACAAGCUCUUAUUUUCACGCCAAACUAUUUUUAAAUACCCUUUUUAUCUUCCGGGUGAAUAAAAAUUCUAUAAUUAUAACGCAGACGAUUAUAAAUUUAAAAAAAGUCGACAUCAAAAGAAAACAAUGCCUGUACCUGUAUCCGCAUCAAAAUGCUCUUUAAAAGCAGAACUUCAAGGAGAAGAAGUUCGAACGUCUGUUGUAACCACAGAAACAAACAAACGUGAAUCAAGUGCUCUUCCUGCCCUAACCCAAUCGGAUGACGACCGUGAAACAUGGGACAAGAAAGCAGAGUUCCUGUUGGCAGUCAUUGGUUUUGCAGUAGAUUUGGGAAAUGUUUGGAGAUUUCCAUUUAUUUGUUACAGAAAUGGAGGAGGAGCCUUUUUAGUUCCUUAUGUAAUUAUGCUUAUAUUCGGAGGUUUGCCUUUGUUUUAUUUGGAAUUAGCUCUAGGACAGUACUAUAAAAGUGGUUGCAUCACAAUUUGGGAUAAAUUGUGCCCAAUGAUGAAAGGUAUCGGUUGUGCCAUCUGCUUCAUUGAUUUAUAUAUGGGUAUGUACUACAACACCAUCAUAGCAUGGGCGUUUUAUUAUCUAUUUGCAUCAUUUACAUCAGAACUUCCAUGGACAAAAUGCGACAACGCCUGGAACACUCCUCACUGCCUGACUCUUGCUGAAAGAAGUCUCAACGCAUCAAAUGAAUCAGUCAGCCCAGCACAAGAAUAUUUUGAACGAAGUGUGUUGGAAAUUCAUAAAGCUGAUGGAAUUGAUGGAAUUGGCCCCAUCAAGUGGACUUUGUCGUUAUGUUUGAUGGCUGUCUUCAUACUCGUCUACUUUUCUCUCUGGAAAGGUGUCAAAAGUUCUGGAAAGGUGGUUUGGUUCACUGCCACAAUGCCGUAUGUUGUGCUUUUUAUUCUAUUGUGCCGUGGUGUGACUUUAGAAGGUUCUAUGGAUGGAAUUAAAUACUAUUUGUAUCCGAAAUGGGAGAAACUACUCGAAAGUGAAGUUUGGAUUGAUGCUGCAACACAGAUUUUCUUUUCCCUCGGCCCUGGAUUUGGAACGCUUUUAGCUUUAUCGAGCUAUAAUAAAUUUCACAAUAAUUGUUACAGAGAUGCAAUAUUUACCAGUACAGUAAACUGCCUGACAAGUUUCCUGGCUGGGUUUGUCAUCUUCUCCGUUUUAGGUUAUAUGGCCCACAUGUUAAAGAAAGACAUUGAAACAGUCGCUACGGAUGGACCUGGCUUAGUGUUUGUUGUGUACCCAGAAGCUGUGGCCACUAUGAAAGGUUCUGUCUUUUGGAGUAUUCUUUUCUUCUUAAUGCUCAUCACCUUGGGAUUAGAUAGCACGUUUGGAGGUUUGGAAGCCAUGAUAACUGGUUUGUGCGAUCAGUUUCCUACUCAUCUACGUCGCAACAGAGAACUAUUUGUUGGCGCUGUUGUAAUUUUUAUUUAUUUCUGUGCAUUGCCUACAUGCACCUACGGUGGCUAUUACGUCGUCAAUCUUCUUGAUUCGUACGGGACAUCAAUGUCAGUUUUGUUCAUUGUAUUUGUGGAAGCAGCAGCUGUUUGUUGGCUUUAUGGAGCCGAGAGGUUUUCUGAUCAAGUUAAGGAAAUGCUGGGAUUCAAACCAGGAAUAUUUUGGAGAGUUUGCUGGAAAUACAUUAGUCCAAUUUUCAUUUUGAGUAUUUAUAUUUGCGCAAUGGUCAAAUAUAAAGAUCUGACAAUAAGAGAUUACGAGUAUCCUAAAUGGUCUAUUGGUGUUGGCUGGUGUUUAACUGCUUCUUCAUUGUUAUGUAUCCCAGGAUACAUUAUCUACUUUUUCCUUUCAACUCCUGGAACAUGUUUGGAGAGAAUUCGAAAAGGUUUGAACCCAAGUACCGACACACAGAGGACACAAGAAAGAAUUCCCAUCAACUUCAAAUUUCUCAACUUCAAAUUUCUUCAAAAUUCUCAAAUUUUAACUUCAAAUUUUUCUUCGGAUGAAUAACUUCCGUGCACCAUUUGCGCAAACAAUACUUGCCAACAAUGUCAAUUUUUAAUGAAAAAAAAAGCUGUUAUUCUUUCUUAAAAAGCAAGUCGCUCAAACGCUUCUCACAUUUCUUCGCAUCUAUGUUAACUCUUUGAAGAGAGAAAACAACGAAAAUUGCUUGAACAUGUUUUCACAUCUUCAUUUUUUGUGUACCACACUUGAACAAUUUUUUUUUCUCCACAUAAGCGUUCUUCGUACCUGUAUUGAAUUAUUUUUAAAUGUUUAAAUGUUGUUCGUAAAUAUUUUGUGUGUUGCUUCGGCAGUUUUGUAGAAUGAUCAUAUGAGUUGCAGAAUGUCUUUGAGAUUUUAGUUAUGUGAUUGUACGUUUUUAGUAUUUUUGAAAAACUAAAAACGUACGUUUACAACAUUUUACAUUUUUUAAUUUUAUAUCAAUUGCAACAAUAUUGUAUCUUUUCCUUCAUUCGUAUUCAUUUUUAGAAAAUGAAGGCUAUGUUUUUCACCUAUGAAUUGUAUCCAAUUAUAGAACACGUAUGUGACUGAAUUCUGAUUACAGCAGAUAUGAAUUGAAUGUUUGAAAGAAAUCCAGUUGUGAAAAAAGGAAUGCAUAUUUACAAACAAACAAAAUUUAUAUAUUUUUAUUAUAUUA